UCUCUCCACCUCUCCAUCUCUCUAUCCACACGUUGAAAUUCAGUCUGUCUUCUGUGGCCAAACAUUCAUUAUGUUUAUCAUUUCAGGUCCACACACACAGGUUGUUGAGGUUAUAAUGGAGGGUAGUAGGGGUGGGGCCAGAUGGGAUAGAUGUGUCCUAUUGGCGGAGAGCAGGGGCUGAUUAUGACGUGUAUCCAGGCUCGAGCCCGUUUUACCGCAGUAUCGUCGCGCCGCAGUAGAACAGAACAGUCAGUCUCGCAUCGUCUGUGACUGUAGAUUAGUCUUCUAUCGAUAGACUAUAGCACCUGUCGUCAUCACCGCUGGAUUGAAAAGCCUAGCAUUUAUUCUGAAACACCUCGCGCAUUUUACCGGACUAGACAGACAGAUAACGGUCAUUAUCGGGACAUCUCAUUUUACCGCGCCAGACAGCCAGAAUCCUCAUUUUUAGUUGACACCGAGUACAAACUGCCGCACGAUACGCAACGGGCACCAUGAACAACAAGGAAGAUGAGCGCGUGGACACCGGAGUCAAGGAGCCAUACUUCUGGAACCCUCGGACACACGAGUUCCUGGGCCGGACCGCAAGCAGCUGGGGUCUGAUCCUACUGUUUUACCUGGUGUUCUAUAUAUUCCUUGGUGGAAUGUUCGUCCUGACCAUGUACGUGAUGCUGCUAACACUGGACGACUAUAAACCUACCUACCAGGACCGCCUUGUUACCCCAGGCAUGAUGAUCCGUCCACGGGGCGAGGCCAUGGAGAUCCUCUACAACACCAAGGACACAGAGAGCUUUGACAUCUAUGCCCAGACGCUGAACAACUUCCUCGAAUCCUACAACAACUCCCUGCAGGUCCAGAACAACGAUGAGUGCCCCCCUGAUAAUUACUUCAUCCAGGAGGACAGUGGAGAGGUGAGGAACAACCCUAAGCGUUCGUGUCAGUUUAACCGUUCCACUCUAGAGGAGUGUUCUGGGAUCACAGACCGGACCUACGGUUACCAGAAGGGACAACCCUGUGUUCUCAUCAAACUGAACCGGGUGAUCGGGAUGCUUCCAGGGAAGGACGGCCAAUCUCCCUAUGUCACCUGUGGAGCCAAGAAAGAGGACAGUGAUGCGAUCGGAGAGUUGGCCUACUACCCUCCCAACGGAACCUUUAACCUCAUGUACUUCCCCUACUAUGGCAAGAAGGCCCAGCUGAACUACUCCCAGCCCCUGGUAGCAGUGAAGUUCCUCAACAUCUCUCUGAAUACAGAUGUGAAUGUUGAGUGUAAGAUCAACUCCAACACACUGAAGACCGGUGGAGAGAGAGACAAGUUCGCUGGACGCGUCUCUUUCAAACUCAGAAUCACCUCACCUAAGAACUAGACCACUAAACACUACACACACGCACACACACACGUUACUGCCACAUGAAGGAUAAUAUCAGACCCCUGGAAAUGGAGACCAGGAGGAGAGGGAAGGAUGAGAGGAGGAAAGGAGGUCCAAUGUGUCUCCUUCAUCUGUCUCUCUCUCUCUCUUUUUCUCUCUGUCUCUUCCUCUCUCUCUCUCUCUUUCUGUCUCUCCCUCUAUUUCUCUCUCUCUCUCUGUAUCUCUCCCUCUCCCUCUCUUUUUCUCUCUGUCUUUCUCUCUCUCGAUCAUUCUACUCAUCCCUCUCUCUUUCUGUCUGUCUAUCUCUCUCCCUCUCUUUUUCUCUCUCUCUGUAUCUCUCCCUCUCUGUCUUUCUCUCUCUCUAUCAUUCUACUCAUCCCUCUCUCUUUCUGUCUGUCUCUCUCCCUCUCUUUCUCUCUCUCUCCAUCAGUCUGCACAUCCCCCUCUCUAAUCUGUUUUUCUGUAAUCCUCAUCAACGCCCCUCCCCCUGCCCUCUGCUCUUCCUCAUUUUCCCACUCUCCACCUUUCUCCAUCGAAUAAUUAUGCUUUUCUUUUCCUCCUCCUCUUAGGGUUCUUAGUAACUUAUCAAACUAUUUUAAUUUUUUGUGUGUUGAUGAAUUUGGUCUUUAAUUGAAUUUAUACUUUUGAAAUGGAUGUCUCCUUUAUCUGAAAUGAAAGCCUUCUACUGCACACACACACACACACACACACACACACACACACACACACACACACACACACACACACACACACACACACACACACACACACACACACACACACACACACACACACACACACACACACACACAUUUAAUCAGAGAAUCUUUCUUCAACAAUAUAUAUGACAUAUAUCAGAGUGGAUGACUGAGUGUAAAUAGAUAUUUUCUUGUGGAUGCUUUAGACACAUAGAGGAUUUGAGAUUUAAAAUCAAAGAUGGCAUGAUGAUAUGAUACCUAUGAAUUUCCCAACGCUGUAAGAUUCAUUUACAGAGUUAAGUAGUGUCAGGUAAACAGAGUGAAGGGUAAAGGUUAGAGGUUAAGACAGAGUAAUGGUUAGAGUAGAGAUAGAGGCGGCUGGCUAACAGACAGACUUUUAGUAAUGUCAGUUAGUGUGUUUUAUCUUCUGUUCAGUUUGUUGUGGUAGAGCUGCUCUGUUAGCUGCUAGGUCGCUUGGUCCUGGUGUCCUGGUUGGCCAGCUAGCUGUUAACCGCUAGGGUCGCUAGAUCCUGGUUAGCCAGCUAGCUGUUAGCCAUACUGCUAGGUCCUGGUUAGCUAGCUGUUAGUCGCUUGGUCCUGGUUAGCCAUACUGCUAGGUCCUGGUUAGCUAGCUGUUAGCCCCUAGGUCGCUUGGUCCUGGUUAGCCAGCUAGCUGUUAGCCAUACUGCUAGGUCCUGGGGUGAUAUUGGGGUGAUACUGGGUUGAUAUUGGGGUGAUACUGGGGUGAUAUUGGGGUGAUACGGGGUGAUAUUGGGGUCAUACUGGGUUGAUAUUGGGGUGAUAUUGGGGUGAUACUGGGUUGAUAUUGGGGUGAUACUGGGGUGAUAUUGGGGUCAUACUGGGUUGAUAUUGGGGUGAUAUUGGGGUGAUACUGGGUUGAUAUUGGGGUGAUACUGGGGUGAUAUUGGGGUGAUACGGGGUGAUAUUGGGGUCAUACUGGGUUGAUAUUGGGGUGAUACUGGGGUGAUACGGGGUGAUAUUGGGGUGAUAUUGGGGUGAUAUUGGGGUGAUACUGGGGUGAUAUUGGGGUGAUACUGGGGUGAUACGGGGUGAUAUUGGGGUCAUACUGGGUUGAUAUUGGGGUGAUACUGGGUUGAUAUUGGGGUCAUACGGGAUGAUAUUGGGGGUGAUAUUGGGGUGAUACUGGGUUGAUAUUGGGGUGAUAUUGGGGUGAUAUUGGGGUGAUAUUGGGUUGAUAUUGGGGUGAUAUUGGGUUGAUAUUGGGGUGAUACGGGGUGAUACUGGGGUGAUAUUGGGGUGAUAUUGGGGUGAUAUUGGGGUGAUAUUGGGGUGAUACUGGGUUGAUAUCAUAUCAAGGGGAUUUCUGCUUUUAAUGUUUAUUUUUUAUUCUGUUUCGCCACUCGUUUAUUUGUGCUGUGUUUGUUUGUGUGUCAUCAGCUUUGUGGCGGGUUUAGAACACAGCAUUGUGUACAGUUACCACGGCAACCACAGCAUCAGGCCGGAGUCUCGCCCUAACUUCACCACACACCCGCCACUCACACUGUUGUGCCACAUGUGAGCCUUUCGUCUUGCUGUUGGUCAUGCCCCUUUAAUCUCUAAACCAAUCCUUUCCCUUUAAACAGUGAUGCCACUUCCUGGUCUGGGCUGUCUGACCAAUCAGAGCCCAGCCUGUCUCCAUCCCUCCAUCUUAGUAAGAAUUUGUUUUUUCAUUUGUUCUCAGUUCCUUUUCUGUGCAACGUUCAGCAGAUACAAACUAGAUGUGGUUAAUAAUGACAUCAUCUGUAUUACUGCCUCAGAUAUUCCAUGUGGAACCUUCUGAAGAAUAUUGCUGUAAAAACAAGAAAUAAAAAGAUUUUGUGUUUAAAAGG
Messenger RNA from Oncorhynchus kisutch (coho salmon), 3912 nucleotides. RefSeq names its product ATPase Na+/K+ transporting subunit beta 2a (gene atp1b2a). The record is from RefSeq and is a predicted model, not a curated record. The coding region runs from base 492 to 1361 and encodes 289 amino acids. Gene Ontology annotation, molecular function: ATPase activator activity. The transcript is spliced from 8 exons. Gene Ontology annotation, biological process: intracellular potassium ion homeostasis; intracellular sodium ion homeostasis; potassium ion import across plasma membrane. Gene Ontology annotation, cellular component: sodium:potassium-exchanging ATPase complex. Lineage: Eukaryota; Metazoa; Chordata; Actinopteri; Salmoniformes; Salmonidae.